Messenger RNA from Coniophora puteana RWD-64-598 SS2, 6516 nucleotides. Its product is annotated as glycosyltransferase family 35 protein. The transcript is spliced from 24 exons. Lineage: Eukaryota; Fungi; Basidiomycota; Agaricomycetes; Boletales; Coniophoraceae. Gene Ontology annotation, biological process: glycogen catabolic process. The coding region runs from base 34 to 2790 and encodes 918 amino acids. The record is from RefSeq and is a predicted model, not a curated record. Gene Ontology annotation, molecular function: glycogen phosphorylase activity; pyridoxal phosphate binding. Gene Ontology annotation, cellular component: cytoplasm.
CCCCCUUUUCGCGGCCAGCAGCCUCGAGUCGCCAUGACCUCCGUUCUCGACACCGCGACCAUUGGCAAGCCUAAGAGGGCCCGCAGACACGUUCGAACGUUGACGGGUUACCUCCCUGAGAAGGAUGCCUCUGGCAAGGAAAAGUGGCCCCGUGGCGACGAGGCGACAUGGAAGGAUGGUCUUAGAUCUCUCGACACCGGCGUUCCGUCGAUCACCAAGUCGAUCGUCAACCACGUCCAGACCUCCCUCGCUCGUCAGCCGCACGAGCUCGAUAACCUCGGUGCAUACCAGGCUACCGCGCUCUCCGUUCGAGACAACCUGAUCAUCAACUGGAACGACACCCAGCUUCACUACACCCGCAAAGCCGGCAAACGCGCAUACUACCUCUCCCUCGAGUUCCUCAUGGGUCGUGCCCUGGACAACGCCGUCUUGAACCUCGGUCUCAAAGGCGCCUACUCCGAAGGCACCUCCAAGCUCGGCUUCUCGCUCGAGGACCUCCUUGACCAGGAACGCGACGCCGGGCUCGGCAACGGCGGCCUCGGCCGGCUCGCCGCGUGCUACCUCGACUCGUCCGCGUCGCAGGAGCUCCCGAUGUGGGGGUAUGGCCUGAGGUACCAGUACGGUAUCUUCCAGCAGGUCAUCUCGCAGGACGGGCAGCAGCUCGAGGCACCCGAUCCGUGGCUGCAGAACUCGAACCCGUGGGAGCUCCCGCGCACGGACGUGACCUACGAGAUCAGGUUCUACGGCCGUGCGGAGAGGCUCAAUGAUGGCAGUGGCCGGGCGACAUGGAGUGGGGGCCAGGAGGUGUUGGCGGUUGCGUAUGAUGUGAUGAUUCCUGGGUGCGAUACGCGGAACACGAACAAUUUGAGGUUGUGGGAGAGUAAGCCGAAGAGGGGCUUUGAUUUGAACAGCUUUAAUGCUGGUGACUACGAGCGCGCCAUCGAGUCCUCGAACAGCGCGGCUGCCAUUACCUCCGUCCUGUACCCCAAUGACCACACCACCUUCGGCAAAGAGCUCCGCCUGAAGCAGCAAUACUUCUGGACCGCCGCCAGUCUCGCGGACAUCAUGCGCCGCUUCAAAAACCUCGACAAGGACAUAUCCGAGUUCCCCGAGUAUGUCGCCAUCCAGCUGAACGACACCCACCCGACGCUCGCGAUCCCCGAGCUCAUGCGCAUCCUCAUCGACGAGGAAGAGCUCGCGUGGGACAAGGCGUGGAAGAUCGUCACGGACACGUUCUUCUUCACGAACCACACCGUGCUCCCCGAGGCGCUCGAGAAGUGGCCCGUCCCGCUCAUGGAGCACCUUCUCCCGCGGCACAUGCAGAUCAUCUUUGAUAUCAACUUGUUCUGGUUACAAUCUGUGGAGCGCAAGUUCCCCGGCGACAGGGACCGCCUCGGGCGCAUGUCGCUCAUCGAGGAAGGCUUCCCGCAGCAGGUACAGAUGGCGUUCCUCGCCUGCAUCGGCUCGCGAAAGAUCAACGGUGUCGCCGAGCUCCACAGCGAGCUCGUCCGCACGACGAUUUUGAAGGACUUUGUGGACUACUUUGGUGUGAGCAAAUUCAGCAACGUUACCAACGGAAUCACACCGCGCCGCUGGCUCGACCAAUGCAACCCGGGCCUCUCCGCGCUGAUCAGCAAGACGCUCGAGGUGCCCAAGGGCGUGUGGCUCAAGGACCUGUACAAGCUCGAGGGCCUGCUGCCCUUCGCGGAGGACGCGGCGUUCCGCGCGGAGUGGGCCGCGGUCAAGCAGGCGAACAAGAAGCGCCUGGCUGCGUAUGUCCAGACUACCCUCGGCUUGACGGUCAAGACGGAUGCGAUGUUUGAUGUGCAGAUUAAGCGGCUGCAUGAGUACAAGCGUCAAACGCUCAACAUCCUCGGUGUCAUUCAUCGUUAUCUUACUCUCAAGAGUAUGACGCCCGCGGAGCGCAAGAAAGUGACACCCCGUAAUGUCUUUUUCGCUGGCAAGGCUGCCCCUGGCUACUACAUCGCCAAGCUUACGAUCCGCUUGAUCGUGAACGCCGCGCGCGUGAUCAACUCCGACCCAGACACGAAGGAGUACCUCAACCUCUUCUUCCUGCCCGACUACUCCGUCACCCUCGCCGAGGUGCUCAUCCCCGCGUCCGACAUCAGCCAGCACAUCUCCACCGCGGGCACCGAGGCGUCCGGCACGUCCAACAUGAAGUUCUGCCUCAACGGCGGGCUGCUCCUCGGCACCGUCGACGGCGCCAAUAUCGAAAUCGCGGAGGAGGUCGGGGAAUCCAACGUCUUCUUUUUCGGGCACCUCACACCGGCGGUCGAGGACCUGCGCUAUCAGCACGUGUACCACCCCGUGCCCGUCGAAGAGAAGUCGCCCGCGCUCGCGCACGUUCUCAACCAGGUCUCGGCGGGUCUCUUCGGCGAUGGCGGCGUGUAUGAGCCGCUCCUUAACACGAUCAGACAGGGCGACUACUACCUCCUGACAGACGACUUUGACUCUUACGUCAACGCGCUCAAGAUGGUCGACGAGGCGUACGAAGACCGUGAGGAAUGGCUCAAGAAGUCCAUCCGCACCACCGCCAAGAUGGGCAAGUUCAGCUCCGACCGCGCUAUCCAGGACUACGCGCAGGAGUACUGGAACAUUGAGAGCACCAAGGUUGAGAGCACCAAGGUUGAAGGCGCCAAGGCCGAGGUCACCAAAGUCGAAAAGGAGGCCGGUCCUAAACUUACUCCUUCCGCAGCUCCGGACUACGCUCAAGAGUACAAAAACGUUAGCCCGGUGACCGUACCUUCGGAGUUGGAGACUUCUGUCUAGAUCCUGAAACAUCGAGAACUCCAUCGGGAUAGCAGGUUGAUCUCAAGAACUGAUUCCUUUCGCGGGCAGCAUGAGCAAGUCAAGGCAAAAACUGUAGAGAUAAACGGAUACUGUAACCUGUAAACUAGCUAAAGCUUAACUUGGUAUAACGAAACGAGUGGGUGCCGCAGAGUCCUUUGAACAGACAGUGACCAAACUGUGGAGCGGGAGUGGAACUGGAUAUUCCGUAUCAUGAAAAAGAAGGGUAUCAAGAUUGUGGGUGGAUGGGAUUUCCCUGCAAGUUGGUAGAGCGGAGCAUAAAUGAAGUAAAAUUAUGUCACCCUAAUGACGAGUAUGGGACGAGAAGUGGAUGAAAUGAAAAUACGAGGAACGGGUGCGCAUGCGAGGAAAGGACGUCGGAACGUGCAGAUGCCGAAGAGUGGGGAAACAAAGAAUGUCGGGAUCCAUGGAACAUAAGCAGCCAUAACAAACAAAAAAUGCAAAGAAGACGAAAAUAUUAACAGAGGAGAGACAAGAUCAUGACCAAGACAGUGAUCUGCAGUGGGGUAUACUCGCGAAAUUCAGGGUGAAUUGGGCUUAUGUCGAUUUGUGAGCAGCGCUCAUACGGACUCGUCCACGGGUUCCUGGGGUUCCUCUUCAGCGUGAACACUGGAGCCAUUAGCGGUUGGCUCAGCAGCUUUCUCUUCCUCCACGACGGGGACGACAGGCUCCUCAACUGGUGCAGCAGGCUCGUCCUCUUCGACGACAGCAGCAGUGGGUUCUUCCGCGGGCGCUGCAGCUUCCUCCUCCUCGACGGUGGGGGCGGCCGGUUCUUCUUCAACGACUGGGGCAGGAGCGGGCUCUUCAACGGCGACAGGCUCCUCUUCAGCGACGGGCUCCUCUUCAACGACCGGCUCUUCGACAGCAGCAGGCUCUUCGACGGCGACAGGCUCCUCUUCAACGGUAGGCUCCUCUUCAACAGUAGGCUCCUCUUCAGCGACCGGCUCCUCUGCAACGGCAGGCUCUUCGACAGCAGCAGGCUCUUCAACGGCGAUAGGCUCCUCCACAGCCUCCACGGGCUCCUCAACAGGUGCAGCGGCAGAGGUCGCCUCAAGAUCAUCGGCCUCUUCGACAGCAGGCUCGGGAGCAGGGAUGGCUACCGCUUCCUCAACCGGCGCGGCGGGCUCUUCGACGGGAGCCUCUGCCUCUGCCUCUGCUUCGGCCUCCGGUUCCAGUUCAGGCUCGGACGCGGGCGCAGGUUCGGGUUCGGGCUCGACAGCAGCCUCGCUAGCCACACUGUCGCGGUUACUCGGCUCGGGGUCGUCCGUAAUCGUCUCAUGCGUGACGGGCUCCGCAACCGGCUCGACAGGUGCGGCAUCCACAACGGGGACAGCGGGCAGCUCGACUUCCGGCGUCUCGACGGGAGUCUCAGGUUCCUGAGCUUCGGCUUGAGGUUCUUCGGCAGGUGCGGCGGGUUCUUCAGCGGCAGACUCAGCGGCAGACUCUUCGACAGGAGCAGCAGGUUCCUCAGCGGCAGCAGCUUCAGUCUCUGAAGCAGCCUCAGCCUCGGCAACAGCAACCGGCUCGCUCGUCUCGAGCGCCACCUGGGGGCCGGGCGUCUCGCCCGCAAGCACGACGUUCUGGGGCGCAGGCGGGAGCGCCUCCGUCUCCUGCUCGACCUGGGGUUCUUCAGCGGGCCCAGCGACCGGCUCAACCUCGAGCUCCUUCUCCUUGGCAGGCGGCGUCGGCGCCUCGCUCUCCGGGAGCGGCGUGGGGAGUGCAUCCUUCUCAUCAGCGGUGGGCGCUAGGACAGCCUCUCCUGAUUCCUCCUUGGCUGCAGGAACUUCGGGAACGGGUUGUGCGUCGGCUUCGGGAACGGGCUCGGUGGCGGGCUCGGUGGCGGGCUCGGCAACAGGCGCAGCCUCAUCCUCGCUCUUCUCCUCCGGCAACGGAACAUCCUUGGGCUCCUUAGACGACGACGUCAGACGGUUCGCAGCAGCCGCAACGGCAGCCACACCAGCGCCGACAACGCUAGCAGCCGUACCCGCCACGAGCGCCGCCCCCGCCUUGCUCUCCUUGUCCUUCUUCGCCUUAUCUUUCUUCUCCGUCUUCGUAUCGACCUUGUCCUUGCUCUUGUCCUUCUCCUUGCCGUCCUUCUCACCCUCCUUGCCGUCCUGCCCCUCCUCUUCCACCUCCUCCUCAACAACCUGCCCAAACUCAUUCGUCGUCGUCCCUGUCUUGCCCUUGACACCCACACCCGCAGGACCAACACUCGCCGAACCCGGUCUCCCAAAGAACGAGAACCUCUUCGCAAACGACAUCGACGCUGCCGACCCUCUCUCCGUCCGACCCGGUCUCGGCCGCGGCCGCGCACGGGGACUCGCCGCGCGUCCUUCUUCGGCGCCUUUCUCCGUUGCCGCAGCCUCCGGCAUAGGAGGCGCAGCAGGCGGCGGCGGCGGCGGCGGAGGCACAAACGUCUCCUCCACAACGAGCCACCUCACCGGCACCCUCAUCCCCGCGCCCGCAUUCGCAUUCGCAUUCGCAUUCGCACCGGCAUUGACGUCCUGCAACGACGCAACGCUCGCAGGAUUCACCGCCGCCGGCAACGGCACAUCGAUCCCCUCGAUCGUCUGCCUCAACCCACACACCACCACCGACGGCCACGCGCCCCCAAUGCCCGCGCCAAAGCCGGCCCCGUCCGCACCACCAGCGACACCCGGCUCGCUCAGCGCGUCGCUCCAGAAAUCGACAAACGCCUCGUCGAGCGGGACAACGUCCAGCCUGGCAAUGCGCUUCGCCUGCACCGCGCGCGCGAUCGCGUCCGCCCUGCUCUGCUUCUCCAGCGAGUUCGCAGCCGCAGCCGCGGCAGCAGUGGCAACUGCCGCAGCCACCUCUUGCCUGACGGCGGCCUUGUCCCUGGACGUCUUCGACGCCUUCGACCCGCCGCUGACCUUCCUGCUCGGGAACGAGCUCGGCGGCGGCGGCGUCCCCACACCUCCUACACCCGCACCCGCACCCGCACCCAUACUCGCACCCGCAGCCCCAUCUGCAGACGACCGCCCCGACCCUCCAUACCCCGCGCCCGCACUCAUCCGCCUACCCGUCCGCGACAGCUUCCUUACAGGCGACAUACCCCCACCACCCGGCAAAUCUCUAGGCUCCGUCACCUCCACAUCCGCAUCCAUAAGCGUACUCGCAAGCGGCCCCGCGCUCGCCACACCGAACCCGCCCACCGCGAACUGCGCCCAGUCCGCGAUCGCGGGCGGCGGCGUGGUAGUAGCGGCGGUAGCAGUGGCGGUUUUGGUGCUCACGGCGGCCGUAGACCCAUUGGCGUACUUCGAGGACGCAAUAGGCGUAGCGACGCCCGUCGGACUGCCGCCCGCGGACGCAGGAAGCGGGACCCGCGCAGCAAUGGGAGACGUGGGCAUCGACCCGACACGCGCCAGCGGCGUGCCCGCGCCCCCACCGCCACCAAAGAACGACGCCUCCGAAACAGCCGACAGCGGGGACAGCGGCGCCGAUCCCGAAAGCGGCUCCGGCGCAGGAUCCGUGCGCGCAAAGAGUUGCAGCGUCUCGUCCGCAAACAUACGCUCGAGGUCGAAGUUGAUCCCCGCCUCUUCCGAACCCUGACUUCCAGAUCCGGCUUCCUCAAUCGCAGCGGCCUUGCGAAUACCCUCCCACACACCCUCAUACUCCCCCGCCGGCUCUCCCUUUGCCCUAUCAGCAGCAGCAGGAAGCCCAAGCGCC